Molecule: messenger RNA, 1036 nt
Organism: Acaulospora morrowiae
Lineage: Eukaryota; Fungi; Glomeromycota; Glomeromycetes; Diversisporales; Acaulosporaceae
Source: the annotation of a GenBank genome assembly
GUCUAUUGCGUCUAAUUCCUCUAGAAAUAAUAAUGAUACGACCAGUGGUACAAAUAUAACAUUACCGAUACUUGUUAACCCCUCUGCAGGAUCCUCAUCACUUAGUAUCUUAUUAGGAGGAAUAUUGAUAUUAAGUGGAAUUCUAGUGUGUCUUUUGUUUAUGAAGUAUAUUAAAAUUGCAGGCUCAAUCAUUGGAUUCUAUGUAUGGGGUUCUUUGGCGUGGAUACUAAUGGCAAAUUCGGAACAACCAUAUCCUGGCUACGGGGAUAAUAGGGAUUAUUUAUAUUUUUCGGUGCCAAUUUUUAUUGGUGAGUUUCAACAAAGAGGAAAUCUAGUAUUAGCGAUAAGUUUUAUUAAGAAAAAUGUUUCUGUAGCAUUAGGAGGAUAUGCAUUUGGCAUAACAUUGAUGAGCUUUAAAGAUAGUGGGUUUCUUCCAUCACACGGACUACAACUCGCAUUUAUGUCAUUAUUUGGAACGAUUGGUUUUGCUAUCAUGUUUUUAUUUAAAGACAACGAGCGGAUCUGGCCUCUGGCACUGACAUCUUCUUUCUGCGGAGCCUAUUCCAUAAUUCUGGGGGUGGAUCAAUUUCUAAAUUUCGGUUUCACUGCAGCCCCGGUGGCAUUCGUAGAUUUCAAUCUACAACAUGCAAAACUAUUACGAUAUAAUGUUAACGGAAAAGUCUAUGGAUUAUUGGGUAGUAUAUUCGUGUUAGCAGCAAUAGGAUUCUAUGUUCAAUUCAAAAUAGUAUUCGACUACCUUCAAUCUGGUAGUCAAAAUCCUACCGACUAUGGGAUGAGAGAUGACCUAGAGAAGAUUACUUACGAAAAGAAACAAGCUGCAAAAAUGAUGCCUAUCUUGAACUCGGUAGGACACAACACCUAUCAGCAAAGCAUGCAAGAAAAACGGUUCGAAGACGACGACGAUUACUUAAUUAGACAGUCACAAAUUUUGUAUCCUACGUAUCCGCAAAGAAACGGAGGGAAUACUAAUAUAGUGAAGAUGAAUAGAGAAGAUAAAUAUGGUGGAAAGAUUUAA